Messenger RNA from Thlaspi arvense, 2872 nucleotides. The record is from the annotation of a GenBank genome assembly. NCBI's taxonomy places the organism in Eukaryota, Viridiplantae, Streptophyta, Magnoliopsida, Brassicales, Brassicaceae.
UGGGGGACCCACUCGUAACCUUGUUGAAUUUUGUGUAAAUUGUGUGCGUGCUCAAUCAAACGACCCGGAUCUCAAAUGUAAUCGAAUAACCACGUUUAAUUAAAUCGUUUCGCAUCCGCCAGUACGUUCAUAUAAGUGUGUGUAUAUAUAUAUACAGACGCUGUAUAGUUUCCUUAUCUUUCCAUUUUUCCGCUACGCGAAGGGAAUCAAAAAGGCAUUUGUUUUCAAUUUGUUUGUUCUUCUUUCGCUUAGAUAUUUUUUUUCCUCUCUCUCUUGAACAUAUUGAACAAACUCACCGUCUCUCUCUCUCUCUCUUAAAAAAAUUAUACCCUUUGUUUCUAAUUGCAUCGAAAUCUGUGGAUUGAUUCUUUGAAGCAUUAAUCGUUCUGUAGGGUUUUUGGACGAAUUUUUUUGGAUCGAGUUUGGUUCUUCGUUAUUUUUCCGUCUAUAUUACGAACUUAGAUAAGUUACCGAUCCGAUAUUGAUAUGGCCGAUUCUAGGAAGCGAGACGCCGGAGAAAAUCACCACAGCCAGCCAAAUGACGGCGAUGAUGUGUCGGAUACGUCGACCAUCGAUUCUCGAUCUAACGCUUCCGCUGGAUCAGAACGCGAGGAUGAACCGACGAGGAUCGACAGUGGAGUUUCAGAUCCGUUGACUGACGAAGGCCGGCGAGACUUUUUGCCUGGGGAGGAUAGGGUUUUGCGGUGGCUGCAGGCUUUGGAUAUGCAAGUUCUCGGAGCUUGUCGAGGUGACGAGAGAUUGAAGCCGUUGUUGAAGCUCAACGUAUCAAACGGGAUGGCCGAAGAUCGAUUGCUCGCGCAUCUUAGUCAGCACUUCGAGCCUGCCGAAAUUGGGAUGCUGGCCAGAUGUUUUUGCAUACCUCUGGUUUCAGUACGCGCCGGGACGAUCAAGAAGGAAGGGACGCUAAUGCGGCCUACUGCCAUAAGGGGUAACUUGAGCCUGAUGGUCUUGCCAACAUCUGAUUUGCGACUCUCAUUUAUCGGAGAUAAUGGUCACUCUGAACAGCUCUUUACUUAUACCAGCAAAGCCCAGUGCUCCACGGUAUCAAUUGAGGAGAUAACUGCAGAUAGCUCUGGUAGAUCUUUUGUUAUAAGGAUCGCGGAUGGCAAUGCUUAUUACUAUUGGUGCUCAGAGAAGUCAAAACUUCUGGGGACUGAAUUACGUAGGAAGAUGAAAGACUUGAUCAAGAAGAAGCCAUCAAUCUCGGAACUAACUGGGAUUGAGGAAUCGCGUCUUGGAUCUGUUGCUUCUCAUAUCCGUUUGUAUCUCAUGGGUUCGGUGGUGCCUAACAUGAAAGGUUGUUCGGUCCCAACUCCUGAUUCAUCAUCGUCUUCUGCAUCUUCUGAAACAGCUGAUCCAUCCUCAUCUAGUACAUCAUCGAGAUCUCUUAGAGCACGCCACUACGGGACUCAACUGACAAAGGCCCAAGGAAGCCUCAGCCCUAGAUCCAGCUCUUUCAAAGAAAACACACCGAGGAACUCAUCUCUACGUAUCUCCUCUAGAGAUAAAUCAAAGCGACGCAGUGAAGUCCACUUCUCAAUCUUCGACAACUCACCCGUCACCUCCAUACCCACCAAUGUAGAUGGUUUUAUCCAGUCAGAAGGAGAAGGUGAAGAAUCCGCAGCGGAUAAUCACAGAAUCUGUCAAACCAUCGAAUCUGAAGAAGCAGCAGAGUUAGCACCAAGUACAGUAACCUUACCAUCACACUUUCCUUUGAAGAUGGGUCCACCAGUGUUUUCUCCUUAUUACUGCUGGUGCCCUCCAAGCACCUCAUCGCUUCACGCACCGUCUGCUUCUUAUCAGUUCCCUCCACUAUCCAUCGAGCUACCUUUACUUCCGCCUCUUUCCUCCUUGUUACCUGCAUCGGGGUCUGAUGGGUUCUUGAUCCCUUCGUCACCGCUGGAUCUCUCUGACAUCCCUCCGUUGCCUUUAGUCCACCACAUACCCAUUUCGGGAUCAUCAUCAUCAUCAUCAUCAUCCCAGCAGAUGAUGAUCCCUUUAAUGUGCGAUCCUAUCGUUCAUAUUCCGGUUAUGGAUAUAUGCUCGUCGGGUCAAGCCUAUCUGGUGAGCGCAGGAGCCACAGGGAUGAUACCAACGAGCAUCCCUCCGCUCCCUGUGGAGAAUGAUUCGCUGGUUGAGAAAGGCGCAAGAGAGACGCUGCGAUUGCUCAUAAGCGGAGCCAAUGCAACAACCUCUGCUCCUUUGAACCACCAUGGAAGCAGAGGUCUAUACAGUGGGACAAGGGACGUGAGUGGUGGUGUGAGCUUGUUUGCACCUAUUGGGCUGCAACAACCGAGUGCAGGAGACGGCGGAGAUGUUGGUGGUGACAGUGUGAGCUCAGGGGAAGCAGUGCCUUUGCCUCCCAGAGAGACUUCUGGUUAGUCUUUUUUUUGUUUGCAAGUGUGUUUCCGAAAUGGAAUUUUAAAAAAGUGUAUAGAAAGGAGGGGGCUUGUGAAAACUCAUCCUCUCUCUUAGCUCUUGUUUUUUUGUUCAGCCCAACUUCUUUGUUCCAGGUGUAAUUAGUCGGUUUUUUUUCUUGUAGUUUGCUUAUUAUCGUUGUUAUCUACGAGUUUCAAAGUAAAGCUAAGGGAUUCGAUAGUAAUAAAAUUUACUAUUUGGCAUAUUAACACUUGUUGAAACUUCCACAGAUUUGGGAUAAAGAGAUGGAUGGAGAGGUACAUGUAUGGAUGAGUAUAAUUUAUUAAGAAAUGGAGUAUUCGUUUAUGACAAGUAAUAACUCUAUUGCACAUGUGUACGUCUUCUAGUAUUAAGACAAAACAGUCGUAUACACAAUUCGAUAGUGCCAUUUCCAAAGUAUAAUUUAAAAAUGCUACUCGUACAAAGAAAAUUG